Molecule: messenger RNA, 411 nt
Organism: Humulus lupulus (European hop)
Lineage: Eukaryota; Viridiplantae; Streptophyta; Magnoliopsida; Rosales; Cannabaceae
Exons: 1
Coding region: 1-411 (136 amino acids)
Source: RefSeq, a predicted model, not a curated record
AUGGAACAUAAAGCUUACUGGGCAAUGAGGGAGUUGAAUAUGGAUGCCAAAGCAGCAAGAUAUCAUAGGUCUUUGGAGCUGAAUGAGAUGGAAGAGUUUCAUAAUGAGCCCUAUGAGAACGCCAAGAUCUAUAAAGAGCGUACUAAAGCUUGGCAUGAUAAAAAUCCUAUUCGCAAGGAGUUUCAACCAGGGCAGCAGGUGUUGUUCAAUUCUCGAUUGAAAUUGUUUCUAGGAAAAUUGAAGUCGAGAUGGUCAGGGCCAUUUACGGUGGUUAAAGUAUUUCCUUAUGGUGUAGUGGAGUUGAAAGGAAAGGAUCGAGAGAUGUUUAAGGUGAACGAGCAGAGACUAAAGCCAUAUUUGGGUGGUCUUAUUAAUACAGUGAAGACCAUCAUCCAGCUACAACCAUUGUGA